AUGUCGUCCCAAUAUAUACAACUUGUCCGAAAGCAGAGCCCAAAAGAGAGAAUCAAAAAAGAUGGCUACCACUUGAUUCGGCACGGCGCUAAAAAGAAGUCGAAGAGAAUCAGUGACGAAGAACAAGAUUCGGACAACGAAGAUUCUCAAACUUCAAUCAAGGAAUCUCUGAAAGAGAACGUGUUCAUGUAUCUGCCGCGAAAAGCACUGCCAUUCUUCAAAAUCGUGUUAUCCGUUGGGAUCAUUUUGAUGCUAUGCUUGAUCUACGAAAACUCCGGAGACACGCUUCAAAUCGACAACAUGAGUAUCAUGCCUUCAAUACCAAAUAUCCUGGACGGAAAUUUCUUCCUCAAAGCAAAGCCUCAGCGAAUUACAGACUUGAUGGGAGACACGCAAAAUGUCCGAAUCAGAGAAAAUAUCACCACCAUCUUGAACCACAAGACAUUCUUCCGAGAGUCGAUUCCGAAAUCGGUCGAUUACAACAAAGACUUUGCCUUUGUUCUGUUGCAUGACAAGCAUACUGAAGCACAAGGAGGAACCGGCUGUUGUUCUGGCCUGUGGCUUUGGUUGGGCACCUUUCAUAGACUCUCUCGUGAGGGAUACAGAGUCGUGGGCAUUGAUCUUCCCGGACAUGGAUUCAGUGAGGGAAACCAACUUGACAUCCGCGAGUCUGCUCCGUUCAUGAACGAAUUCGUAAAGCUUUUCCAGCUGUCCAAGAUAAUUCUUGUUUCGCCAUCUACCUCUGUCAAGAUCUCGCUUCCAUUUGCCUCUUCCUCACCGUCUUCUCUCGCCGGGCUAGUCAUUCCGUCUCCAGUCACAACACUCAAGUAUACCAACGAAGCCAACAUGCAAAAUUUGCAGACUCCAACUUUCAUCACAUACGGCGCCGACGACAAGAACGCACAGAACGACUACGAAAAGGCGCUAAGCAAGAUUCCCAAUCACACCAGGAGCGUACCCAACACGAGGACAGUCGACGACGGCGUCUCCUUGGUUUACUUAGAUGACCCGACCCACUUCCACGACGAAAUCAUCAAUUUUGCCAAAAAGAUCGAACUUUAA
Oikopleura dioica is the source of this 1062-nucleotide messenger RNA. The record is from the annotation of a GenBank genome assembly. NCBI's taxonomy places the organism in Eukaryota, Metazoa, Chordata, Appendicularia, Copelata, Oikopleuridae.